Messenger RNA from Manihot esculenta (cassava), 954 nucleotides. RefSeq lists its product as uncharacterized. The coding region runs from base 28 to 783 and encodes 251 amino acids. The transcript has a single exon. The record is from RefSeq and is a predicted model, not a curated record. NCBI's taxonomy places the organism in Eukaryota, Viridiplantae, Streptophyta, Magnoliopsida, Malpighiales, Euphorbiaceae.
UCUCAACCUCCAUUUUUGUCUUUCAAAAUGGAAAAGCCAAUACCAAAAUUUGUGCAAAGUUCAGUCACCAUUAAUCCUUACAAAUCCAAAGAUCACUACCCCAAAAAAGCCAAGGGCAUGUCCUUCUUUGCCUUUGUUUUGUCUAUUUUUAUCUAUAUCUCUAUCUUCUAUAUCUUCAACCUCUCCCUUUCAAAGCUCUUCAAAAACUCCAAGUUCUGGUUCUUCAUUUCCAACACUCUCAUUAUCAUAAUUCUAGUAGAUUAUGGUGCAUUCUCAUCCUCCAAAGAUUACAAUAAACAGCAUGAUCUUUAUCAGGACUACAUAAUGAGAAGGCAAACAAGUUUUCCAUCUUCUUGCAGACAAUAUUAUUCUCAAAUUAUCAGAACUUGCAUUCCUGAAGAAGAAGCUCUAGUGGACUUGCAGGAGAAGACAAAAGUAACCCAUCAAAGAAACAAAGUCCCUGCAAAAGUAAGCUUGGCAGUUGCCACUAAUAAGAAGAAGCUUGAAAGUUGUCUAAAACAAGAAAACGUUAAUGGAGGUGGUCAGGCAAAAACAUUUCAUCGUAGCAAGUCGGAUAUCACGAAAAGGGUAGUGAUUGAUGAGAGUAAGAACAUUAUUACAAGGGUAGAAACUGAGAAAUAUGACUCACCACCAGAGCCUGUAGUUGAAGAAAAUAAUAAAAAUGAUUAUGCAAAUAUGUCCAAUGAAGAAUUAAACAGAAGAGUUGAGGAGUUUAUUCAAAGAUUCAACAGGCAGAUUCGACUUCAGAGAGAUGUUUAUUAGAGUAGAAAUUCAAGUAGAUGAAUUCGGGUUGCGACCAACGAAGAGGCCAUCUAGCUAGAAAACUGUACUGUAAGCCAUAGAAUAAAGGAGAAUUUGAACAGAGGAGACAUAUAUUAGUCCUUAAGACAUUUGCUGUGUCUUUUAGCUUAUAUCUUUGUCUGUCUUGUCAUC